Messenger RNA from Cucurbitaria berberidis CBS 394.84, 1959 nucleotides. RefSeq names its product kinase-like protein. Gene Ontology annotation, biological process: protein phosphorylation; IRE1-mediated unfolded protein response; intrinsic apoptotic signaling pathway in response to endoplasmic reticulum stress. The transcript has a single exon. Gene Ontology annotation, molecular function: protein serine/threonine kinase activity; RNA endonuclease activity; ATP binding. Gene Ontology annotation, cellular component: IRE1-TRAF2-ASK1 complex. NCBI's taxonomy places the organism in Eukaryota, Fungi, Ascomycota, Dothideomycetes, Pleosporales, Cucurbitariaceae. The record is from RefSeq and is a predicted model, not a curated record. The coding region runs from base 1 to 1959 and encodes 652 amino acids.
AUGCAGCACGCCUCGGCCUCACCAUGGCGAACGUCUGCGGCAGACUACCCCAAGCCUCAGUACAGUCUUCAGCACACCAUAUCCAUGGUGAAUCUUCACGAUGAUCAGACAUGGUAUAACAAUCGAGGACCCUCGUCGCCUACGGCUUCAUCCGUCUCAUCUUGCACCAGUCGGAGUACAACACCUACGACCACGAACAAUAACCCGUGGUCAAACAUCAUCAUGGCAAGUCCAGGCUCGACAUAUUCGACCAAUUCGACAAAGUCAACCAAUUCAUCGCCAAGGGACAGUCCGAACCGUACCCCGCAGUACACAAGCCGAUCGACAACGCCCAUUGCACCUCAACCCCUCAGGCCGAUCAAUCCGGUAGCAGGCUUUGCGCACAUGUCACCACCCCCUUCUUCAACCGGAGAGUCAUUCAGGAGCGUUGACUACCCCGGCUCGCCUAUGCCGGGCUUCCCGGGCUCACCUAAUCCCUAUCGGCAACCUAUUGCACCUCUGACGCCUCUAGUAAACGGUUACAUAAACACCUCCAUAUUGUCUUCGCAAGGCCAGUCCUUAUCCGGGUGGUUCUACGAACUCUGUCGUAAGCAAGGGUGGGAUGCCGGGCUAGUGAGGAAGAUAUGGCAGUGGACGUUGUCGAACCCUAGGCUAGCAAUCCUUUUGUUUGUAUGCGACGACGUGGCAUCAUGGCGACAAGCAUCAUUCUUCGAUCUCAGAGAUGAGAGCUUACCGUUCCCAGAGGACCGUCUGCAGGGCAUCGUGGCAAACGCUCGAAAGGUUGUAGAAGAGCAGUGGCGCGCUACAUCCAAGGAACUGCCGUUGACUGGAACCCACGUGGAUUUUACCGCACGCGAGACGGUACCGUUGCAGCAUCUUGGUCUGAUUCGAUCCUCUAGAAACUCUGAAAAGAGCGUUGACCGGGUACGAAUGCUAGGGACCAACGAUGACCGCGUCUUAGUGCGAAAACGAUUCGUUAUCACUCGACCAUCUCAAAAGGCAGCAGUACUCGAGCAGAUCACCAAGUUCAAGCAAUAUGAACACAAGAACAUUGCCAAGCUGUUGUGUUCUUAUGCACAACCAAGUCAUGUCGGCAUUGUCACAGAAAAAGCCAAGUACAGUCUGGAUGAGUUUUUGGCACUUCCUGGCAACGACGCAAGUCGUUCAAAGAUGCUCGUCGACUGGAUGUAUGAUCUGGCCUCGGCGCUUGAAUACCUUCAUUCGCAGUCGAUAUGCCACCGCAGCAUUCGGCCUCGUAAGAUUUUGAUUAAUGGGACCAGGAUUUUAUUGGCACCGUUCGAGAUCGGUCAGAGUGUCGACACGUUCAGUCCGAGUAUGGCCAACUCUCAACGCCUAGACCAACUAAACACCUAUUUCCAGGAUCAGUCCUAUGUCUACGCCGCGCCAGAAGCGAUCGUAUCACGUGGAAAGCGAAUGGCGGACGUCUUUUCGCUAGCCUGCGUCUUUCUGUCUAUGAUGACAGUAGCGCAAAACCAGUCAUUAUCCAUAUUUACCCAGUACAGAGCAGGCUCGACGCAAGACGCGUCAUUUCAUGCUCAUCUCGAUCGGGUUGCGAGCUGGCGCAACCGACUGCACGCAGCAACUACAUCCGGCCUAAGGAACGGACUCAUUGGAUCCAGUAGGAGACUGAGACAGCUGAAAGCGGAAGCUGAGUGGUUGAGCAUUAUCGAGAAGAUGCUAUUGCCCAGGCCUAAAGAGCGUAUCAAGAUGAGUUUCAUCCUCGCUAGUCUAGGCAGCGGGAAAGCCACAGGAGGCAGGCGGCGAAGUUUAGACGGUGGGGGUUACAGUGGGCAAGCUGCUUCAUCACUCAAUGUAAGCACUGCAACUGCAGCUGCGUUGGUGGAUAUCUCAGAGGCACCCCGGAAACCGGAACUAAGCGUAUUUGAUGGUUACUUCCAGUCACAAUCGCGGCGACUUGAGCCCGCAGGAGGAUGGUAA